GACGUAAUGACGUACUUCGUACAAAAUUUGCGCGGGUUUACCGCGGAAGGUAGAGGCUGUUAUUUUCCUGUUCCCAACUUCCAAACUAAAACAAAGAAAUCAUGUCUAAGCGGGAGACGUUUUUAGAAGCUGCUUGUAAGGAAAACGUUGAGGACUUCCUUCGCUUUAUUCAGCUUCAUAAGAACAAAACCGAGCCUUUUGAUGUGGAAGAGGUGUUGCAGGAGAUGUCCAGGGAGCAGAGGGAGGCUCUCUGGAGGAGGCUGGGGUCGCUCCUUCGGGCCGUCCUGCUGGAGUUGCCUCCUGAGCGCUGGGAGGAGGACAUGCAGCAGGAAUCAGCUGCAGACCCUAAACAAGUCAUAGCUGUUGUGAACGGUGUGACAUUAGUAGCCACUGWAUCUCUGAAGGUUUUACAAGAUGGGGACACCUACAGCCCACUUCUGGAAAUUGCCCACAUGCUUCACGACGUUCUGAUGUCACUUCCUGUGUCAGAGGCUCCCCUGCAGCUCCUCUUACAGAUUCUGUUUGAGGCCUGGUGGAAGAACGGGCUGCAGGAGCGGGAGAAAUUUGGGCGCGCCGCUUUCCUCAUCUCCCUGCAGAAGAGCUUCAUCUUAAAGAAACCAGGAGCUGAGAUUCAAAGAGUCUGGAGUCUCCAUGAUGUGCUUCUGAGCCUGGACUACACGUCAGAAGACAACAAGCAAAUUAACGACUUGCUGCUUCAGUGCUUUCACCGCCCUCUUUUCAUUCGAAACGAUGACGGGAAGCGAUUCCUGGUGUUUCUUUUCAGCUGGAGUGUCGAUUUUAUCUGGGUUAUUCAUGGCACGAUCAAAAACCAGCUGGAGUUUUACAACAAGAUCAUAGCUACUCACAUUACUGAGAUCUACUUCAGAGCAUGGAAGAAAGCCACAGGGGAUUUCCUGGAGAAGAUAGAGAGCGUGUGCAUUCAGGAUUUUAUGCGGAAUGCAAUAUUUCUGCACAGAGCAUCACCUGUUCACUCCAAAGUCAGACAAAUUGUGAGCUAUUUCCACUCAAGAAAGGGCUGUCACAGCGUGGACACGAUGCUUUAUAAUCUCUACAAGCCAAUACUCUGGAAAGCUCUCAAAGYUCCUAACUUUGAGGUGCGAGCAAAUGCCACUCUGCUUUUCACCGAGGCCUUCCCAAUCCACGACCCGGAUGAAAGCAACGAGAAUAUAGACCUGAACAUCCAGAAACAGCUGGAUAUGGCAAUGCUUCUUUUUUUUGCACAGGACCUCCUUAAUGAUCCUCACCCCACCGUGCGCUCUAAUGCCACCCUGGGGGUCUGUAAGAUCCUGGCUAAGUGCUGGGAGCUCCUCCCACCAACAGUCAUCACAGACUUUAUGAAGAAGCUAAUGACGGAGCUCGCUGCCGACUGCAGCUGCCCCGACGUCCGCUGCUCAGUCUUCAAGUGUUUGGUUCUUGUUCUGGACAAUCCUCUCAGCCACCCCCUGCUGGAGAAACUCCUGCCCACUCUGAAGUACAGCCUUCACGAUAACUCAGAGAAAGUCCGCACUGCUUUCCUUGACUUGCUCAUCAAGGUGAAAGCAGUUCGUGCUGCCAAGUUCUGGGACGUGUGUAACAUGGACCACCUUCUGGCCCGUCUGGCUAUAGACUCACACUCGGUCUCAAAGCGAGUUGUCGAGCUGCUCUUCAAGUCUUUCUUCCCCGUCAACGAGUCGGAGAAGGAGUGGUGCUGCCGGUGCAUCACACUCAUCCAGAUGAACCCCAUGGCUGCCAGGAAGUUCUACCAACACAUUCACAAGCACACAGCACCCACUAACAUAAUAAAGUUUAUGCUGGCUAUCCGUCGCUGUCUGAACAGCUGCAUCCAGGUGGACUGUGAUGUGACAGAAAAUAACGACGGCAACAAGGAGAACAGCAUGCAGGGUGGGCCUCUUUCCUUGGGWCAAGACAUGUCUGUUGUGGCCAGUUUGCUGGAGAUCGUGGUCAUCCUGUGGGAAAGUGUUAAAAAGGCACUAAAGCAAAACGAGGAGGCGCACAAGUACAUCUCUGCUAAGUUUGGAAAUGUCAUGGCCAAGUAUUUCCAGACUUUUGAGGAUGAGCGAUGCAUCGUUCCUCUUAUAGAGUUGGCCUCAUUUAUGCCCGCAGCCGCAGUUCCAACAUUUAGCUGCGGAGUCCUGUCCAGACUGAGGAGGAUGGACUCGGGAGCCGAUCCGGUACAGUUCGGUCCGCUGCUGGACUGCAUCUGCAGCUGGGGUCAGGCUUCUGACGCUCUGGAACUGAUCACUGACUGGCUCACAGAGUCCCUGCCCAAACAAGGGGAGAAGGUAACCAAAAGCAGAAAGGUGCGUAUUCAGGAGACCGUGGAGGCCAAACCAGACCUGGCGCUGGCCUACCUGGACUACCUUUUAAGCCACACUUCUACACGUGAGCAAGUCUUGGCUCUUGGUCAGGGCCCUCUGAAGCAGCUCCAUACAAUCCUAGGCAACUGGAAGUCAGUGCUGUACGUUCACCUCACCUCGACCACAGAAGACCCUCAGCAUCCCAAAACAGAGACGGCGCUGAAAGCCUUUAUGGUCCACGGUCGACUCGGUGCACAUCUGCAGCACAACCUGACAGAAGGUCGGGAUUACCUGCUCUCUCUGGAGCACAUGGCAGCGUGGGUUACAGACAGGGUGCUGCCCUUUUUUACCAAACCUUUAAGUGAUGGUGAGGGUUCUGAGAAGUCUCAGCAGCUCGCCAUACAGAUAACAGAGAGCUUCAUCACGGUUUGCCGCGACGUUUUGCUCGUGGGCUUGGGUGACGAGACGUUCAAGGGUCAGAUCCUCCAUCUGUGCUCACUUAUUCUCCUCUCAGAUUUGGGCUACGUGUGCAUCCCUGCUGUGCUGCCAACUUUGAAGGAGGUGGCAAACAGCUGCGUACCCGGUGAUAUGAAUCAAGAUCAGGAGAGUCUGGAGGAUGAGACUCCUGUCAUCUUGGGCGUGGUGGCCAACAUUUUCCAAAAGAUUAUAGAGCUGUUGGCACGCCGACUCAGGAAAGAACCCGAGGAAGGAAAGCAGCUCUGCCAGUCACUUGUUCCUGGUCUGACUGACUUCUUCCAAGUGGCACAAAUGUGGGACAGAGCACUUCUCAAUGGGGUUUUCUCUACUGUCUUUGCUGUCAUCAUUGUGGAAAAGAGACAUUUGCUUCAGAAGAUGACCCAUCCUGAGGAGGUCAUCGUUCCACAGUCAGUAGAAGACAUGCCUCCUUUGUCCAGCACCCUGCUGACUGUCAUCCUCAAGUCCCACUCCAUCACCAGGUUGUUCCUGGAAGAGGUCAGCUCAUCUCUGGACUCUGACGCCAUCAGCAGCCUCGUUGAACUGGCUGCCGUUCUGCACGUCUUGGCUGUCAUCAACCACGGCCAGUCCAAGGUUGGCUUGAAGAGCGCAGCUGUGUCUGCGCAGCAGCAGCUUCACAAACAUGUCUCAUCUGUAGACAGCAGAGAUAUCCAGAGGGUUAUAUAUGAAUCUUCAGUGAAGACUUUGAAUGAGAUUCUACAUUUAUAAGCAUCCUUAAUUGUAAAGAAAUGUUCUGUGUGUUGUUUUUUUCAAGAUGGCAAAAAAAAGGAAAGCUUACGUAAAAUAAAAAUAUAAAGCAGAGCUCCUGAUUUGUGCUUUUGUACUUCCUGAUUACAAAUGUCACACAAGUUAAGUCAUAUUUUAAAGCUUUCAUUCUUUACUUCUCUUUUUUUUCCUUUUUAAUGCAUAUUUUUUAUGUCAGUAUAUCUGUUUAUAUAUUUUUAUUUGUCAGUAUCUGUGUUUAUAUAUCUGUUAUUUUGACAGCAUGAAGUCUGCAUUUUGCUACUAAUUUCAAUAAAAUGAACUGUACCGUCCAGCUUA
Molecule: messenger RNA, 3854 nt
Organism: Austrofundulus limnaeus
Lineage: Eukaryota; Metazoa; Chordata; Actinopteri; Cyprinodontiformes; Rivulidae
Gene: ncapg2
Product: non-SMC condensin II complex, subunit G2
Exons: 27
Coding region: 102-3521 (1139 amino acids)
Biological process (GO): mitotic sister chromatid segregation
Cellular component (GO): nucleus; condensin complex
Source: RefSeq, a predicted model, not a curated record